This is a messenger RNA of Phytophthora sojae, 1254 nucleotides long. RefSeq lists its product as hypothetical. The record is from RefSeq and is a predicted model, not a curated record. The transcript is spliced from 3 exons. Gene Ontology annotation, biological process: peptidyl-proline hydroxylation to 4-hydroxy-L-proline. Gene Ontology annotation, molecular function: iron ion binding; L-ascorbic acid binding; procollagen-proline 4-dioxygenase activity. Gene Ontology annotation, cellular component: endoplasmic reticulum. Lineage: Eukaryota; Oomycota; Peronosporomycetes; Peronosporales; Peronosporaceae. The coding region runs from base 1 to 1254 and encodes 417 amino acids.
AUGUCGAAGCCGAAGCCGUCGCCAGCGCCUCGCUCCUUCCCGUGGGUGUCUGUGGUGGUGGGACUGGCGGCUGUGAUCGCAGCUGCGUGGACUGUGGUGGACCCUUCUGAGCUUCAAGCGCGCGUGCAGCUGCUGGUGGACAGCUAUGGGGGCGUCCCGCUCAGCGCGACAGCCCCAGAGAACGCUGUGGUGGACUGCUCGCAAGCGCAGCAGUACCUGACGGACGUGCUGCCGGUCAAGGGCUUCCACGUUCUGUGCAUCAAGAAGGUGCAGGAGGGGGAGAGUCUGGCGACGCUGGACGUUGUGGCGUUCAAAGAUGGCAACGCGUUGUCCGUGGAGACGCAGAGCUCCGUGGAGUUGGACGACUUGAAGAGCAAGUUGGAGACGCUGCUGGAUAUGCAAGGACCCAAAGACGAAGUUGCUGUCAAGUACAAGCAGCCAUACGCGUUCUUCACGCCAGACGGGAAGAGGCUGCAGAACGUGGAGGAGAUGGCCAACCGGGUUGUCUUCCUCUUUGAAGGAGGACAGUUUGUCUGGCCCGGAAUUCGCAUAGGACACAAGACUCUUGUGAAGGACGUGGCUGGAAAAGGCGACGUGGUGCUGGAAACGCUGAGCAUGACCCCUUUGGUCUUCAGUGUGGAGGAGUUCCUCAAAGACGAUGAGAUCGACAUCAUCAUGAACUUGUCGUUGGAGCAUUUGAAGCCUUCCGGGGUGACGCUGAUGGACGGACACGAGAACCGCGCUGCGACGGAUUGGCGCACAAGUACGACGUACUUCUUGCCGUCAGACGCUCACCCGAAGAUCGAUGAGAUCGACCAACGAGUAUCGGACCUGACCAAGGUGCCUAUCGACCACCAAGAAGACGUGCAGGUGCUUCGGUACGAGAAAACGCAAAAGUACGACCACCACACCGACUACUUCCCAGUGGAGCACCACAAGAACGCGCCUCAUAUUCUGGAGAGCAUCGACUAUGGCUACAAGAACCGGAUGAUCACGGUGUUCUGGUAUAUGUCGGACGUGGCGAAGGGGGGCCACACCAUUUUCCCACGAGCUGGCGGCGCACCACGACCGACGUCGAUGAAAGACUGCACGACAGGACUCAACGUCCCUCCGAAGAAGCGCAAAGUUAUUGUGUUUUACAGCAUGUUGCCAAACGGAGAAGGCGACCCGAUGAGCUUGCAUGGAGGAUGUCCAGUUGAGGAAGGAGUCAAGUAUUCUGGUAACAAGUGGGUCUGGAACAAAGCGAGGUACUAG